Messenger RNA from Penicillium angulare, 2664 nucleotides. Its product is annotated as MDM20/NAA25 family protein. The record is from RefSeq and is a predicted model, not a curated record. Gene Ontology annotation, molecular function: protein-N-terminal amino-acid acetyltransferase activity. Gene Ontology annotation, biological process: N-terminal peptidyl-methionine acetylation. Gene Ontology annotation, cellular component: NatB complex; cytoplasm. NCBI's taxonomy places the organism in Eukaryota, Fungi, Ascomycota, Eurotiomycetes, Eurotiales, Aspergillaceae. Bases 1 to 2664 code for a protein of 887 amino acids. The transcript is spliced from 7 exons.
AUGGCAGAUGAAACUCACCAAAAGCGCGGUAUGGCGGAAACACUCGAUAUUUGCAAGGCUGAGCCUCCCACGACAGAUAUCGAUACCCUCGAUAUCCUACUUAAGACACUGCAGAAGAUGGGUGGACAUGCGGAGGAACGCAGCAUGCUGUGGGAGAAAGCGGCGAAAGCGAAGCCCCAGGACCAUGAACUUCAGAUGCGAUGGUUCACCUUCGCUUUUGAUGACAAUGAUUGGAAGUCGGCGCAGAAGGCCACUAUGAGUCUUCAAAAAAACUUCCCGAGGGAGCGCAAAUAUUAUUUCUGGGCCAUUUUCUGCAGUCAUAUGCUUGCUACUGAUGAUAGAAGCUCGGAAAUGGACCGCAAGCUGUUCGGCACCUUGGCGUAUCGUAUGGCCUCUAAAGCCGCCGCUGAUGUUCCCUCCGACCCGGCCCAAUUAUUGAGCCAACCCCGUGCCAUUCAAAAGUCAGAGGAAUUGCUGUUGCUGGUCAAGAUCUUUGAGUCACAGAAGCGUUUUGACGAAGUUGUGAAAAUUUUGGAUAGUGAGAACCUGGGUAUCAAGUCUCGUAUCUGUCAAAAUGACACGCACUUCAUCGCACUCAAGGCGGAAAACUUGGGCGCGUCUCAUAUGUGGGAAGAGGCUAUUUCUUUUGUGAAAGAAUACUACACAGUACCCGAAGACGAACAAAAGCAAAAGCAAGUCCGAGAUCUCGAUGAUUGGGUUAUCUGGAACCUUUUGGUCGAAGCUGUGAAACAUCUUGAAACCCCUGGAACCGCUGCUGACAUGCGAAAGUUUGUCGAGAGUUUCAUUGAGUUCAACCCUAAGUCACGUAACGCAACUCUGGCACGCCUUGAAAUAAUCAAAAUCGCCAUCAAGAAGGGCGAGAUGACCAUUGAAGACGAUUUGCUUCCUAUUUGUCAACAAUAUAUUGACCAACACAAAGGCAAGCUUUACGCUUUCAAUGAUCUUCGAAGGAUUUUGGAUGGCGAUAAAGAGGUUAUGGCACAAAUGCUAAAAUACCUGUCUGAAAAUGUCGGCGAAGGCAAGGAUGCCGUCGUACCUACUAUCAAUUCUCUUAAGUUGGAUUACUGCCUGAAUGUUUCCGCUGUGGAUAACCCCUCCAAGCAAAAGCUGGAAGAGUUAGUCACGCGCUGCAUGAGCCUGUAUCAAAGUUCUGCUACGAACGAAAUUGCGAAGACUGAGAAGAACAGUAAAGAGGAAUCAUCCACUAUCGAAAGCCAACCGAGAGAUGAUCUAUGCAUCCUUGCAGCCAUGGCCAUACUGAGUGGAAACAAUGACCAAUCUGAUGCCGCAUCGCAUGCUUCUUUCGUCCGUGCUGCCGCAGUCCUUGAGCGUCUCAUCAUCGAUUCACCACACAACUACCAGGCUCUCCUGAUGCUGGUUCGUAUUUACCUUCUAUUUGGAGCGGGAUCUCUUGCCUUCGGUACCUUCAACAAAUUGUCUGUGAAGCAGAUGCAGUAUGAGAGUGUGGCCCACAAUUUCUUUACCCGUCUCGCUACUAUUCAUCCUCACUCAGCACCCCCAACCGAGGGUAUUGAACGUAAGGAGUUCGACCCUCAAGCAGCAUUCAUUCAGUGUCUCAACUUUUUCCGCACUGCUGACCUGACCACCAUGAGUUUCCGAACUCGUGGUCUUGAAGAGGGAAGCUAUAUCAACGUGGAGGAAAUUGUUGAGCUACGAAAGCGUCUGUCGAACAGUAUUUGUCGAAGACUAUAUGCUCUGGAUGCCCGCCGAGCACAAAGACUGGUUGGUGGAGAUCCAUUAGGACGAUUUGAUGAAAUCGCCCGAAAUGACGCCCCUAUCGUGGAUGGACGUGAAUACUCAGCAUUUAUGAGUUGCGAGUUCCCUGGUCAACCUGAUUUUGAGCGGUACCUCCGCCCAGGGCCAGCUCCAAGUGAAAACUGGCUCUCCUCGGCCAGAAUUACAGACCAACUCUUCGACGUGCUGAAGGGCAUUGCCAUCCAAAAACCAUUAACUCCUGAAAUGGACCUACCGGACUUGAGUAAGCUGUACGUUUCAGAGCCUACCGACCAGACCGAGGUCGAGAAGGAAACUUCGAAAAUCCAUUCCGAGCUGCUCAGAGUGGCGACUUUCAUGGCUGGGUCCAAGAGCACCACUACUGAGCAAGCUGACAAGGCCCUGAGUGAAGUUGAGGACUGGUUGAACGCGAAGAAGAGGAGUCUUACUCUGAAUGAGACUGAGGUUUCCCCUCUCAUGAUCUCUACUGCAAUCUGUCUGCAUGACGGCACCCCAACGGCCGCAACGUGGGAAUAUCUUCAUGCUGUUUUCACCCUCCUCGAGACCCUCAAGGCUCUGUCACUGUUGGUUGCUUCAGCUUCGCGAAAAAGUUCCAAAUCCGCCAAGUUGUCAAAAGAACGUGUGGACCGACUGACUGGGUUGAUGUCCGAGGUAUUUGAGCUCAGCCGGUCUAACACUCGUGCUUUGAAGCAGCGCAUCUCUGCGCCGGGUGUUCUGAGCUCGAUGGUCGAUCUAAUGAUUCAAGGAAGUGAGUCUGACCUUCAUUCGAAGGACUUACAGGAAGUACUAGAGUCAUCUUUGGGAACUUCUGAGCUCGAACUAUUCUGUGGUUCUUUGAUGGAAAGCUGGGAGGAGGCUCUGGAUGGUGUCAUGAGGGUGAAGCUGUGA